Messenger RNA from Choloepus didactylus (southern two-toed sloth), 3290 nucleotides. It is a transcript of the gene TELO2, whose product is annotated as telomere maintenance 2. Gene Ontology annotation, molecular function: Hsp90 protein binding; telomeric repeat DNA binding. Lineage: Eukaryota; Metazoa; Chordata; Mammalia; Pilosa; Megalonychidae. Bases 293 to 2899 code for a protein of 868 amino acids. Gene Ontology annotation, cellular component: cytosol. The record is from RefSeq and is a predicted model, not a curated record. Gene Ontology annotation, biological process: telomere maintenance via telomerase; protein stabilization. The transcript is spliced from 22 exons.
GUGGGGAAGGGCUCCGCGUCCUCCCCGUUCGGAGCCGAGGACUCGGGGCCCCCAGGCCGGCGGGGCACGUGCUCAGCCCCCGACGGCGCCUCCGUGGUCGCUGGGUGCCCGGUGGUGACUCCGUAGGGUGCUCUUGGUCUUUGGGACGGGGGUUAACUACCCCGGAAUACGCCAGGGUUAACCAGGAACGCCGGCGCUUUGUAGGAGGGAGAAGAACUUGGAGCGCGCACCCCAGAUCAGUGCAUGAGGGGUCCUCCUCGGACUCGUUGCCUGCUUUCUCCCGUGCUGCAGGAUGGACCCGGAGCCCUCGCCCGUCCGCCUCGCUGUCCGGGAAGCCAUCCACACCCUCAUGUCCUCCAAGGAUGGCGGCCACAUCUUCUCCACCCUGGGGUCACUGAAGCGGUAUCUGGGUGGAACGGAGGCUCCGGUGCCCCCCAGGGAGAAGGAGGAGUUUGCCGCCGUCCACUUCUCCGCCCUCCUCAGGUGUCUGGUGAGCACGGCGAGCCCCGACUGGCUGGAGCUGGUGCCCGGCGGGCAGCUGGAGAAGCUGUGGGGCAGCUUCUUCCUGGAGGGCCCAGCUGACCAGUCGCUGCUGGUGCUGAUGGAGGCCAUCGAGAGCACUGCCGGCCCGAGUCACCGUCUGGUGAGGAUGGCGCGGCUGCUGGCGGAGUUCUUGCGCGCGGGCAGGAUGGCCGCCCUGAUGGAGGCGCAGUGCCGGCCGACGGGGCCUGGCUGCUCCCUGCUCCAGGAGACGCUGCUCGGCAAGGUGGUGUGUCUGCCCGACCACCUGGGGAACCGGCUGCAGCAGGAGAACCUGCCCGACUUCCUCCCGCAGGCCUACUUCCCCCUGCUGGCGGGGGCGGUGGUCCGGGCCCUGCGCACCGUCGCGGACGCCCUCCGAGGUGGCGUGGACUGCUGCGUGUCCUUCGUGGCCCGGGUGCUCGGGAAAGCCUGCGUCCACGGCAGACAGAAGGAGAUGCUGGGGGUGCUGGUGCCGCACCUGGCCGCGCUUACACGGGACGACGGCCUGUGGCAGCGGGUCUGCUGGCGCCUGCUGGAGCGUGUGCCCGAUGGCACCUUGGAGGCUGUGCUCACCGGACUCUUGGAGGCCGCACCAGGGGCCGCCGUCUCCAUGUUGGCCGGCUGGACCGUAACCAGCUCCCCUGCCCCUGCACCGAGGCCGCAGCUUCUCCGCACUCGGGCGGCCCCUUCCCGUUUCCUCACGAGGCCCGCGGUCCUGUCACGCCUCCUGGGGAACCUGGUGAUGAAGAGGAAAAAAGCGCAGUUCGUGAUGACCCGGAAGCUUCUGUUUCUGCAGUACCGGUCCACGACGGCCACGCUGCAGAGCCUGCUGGGGUACCUGGCCGCCGACAGCCAGCGGCGCCCGCUCCUGCUACAGGUGCUGAGGGAGCUCCUGGAGACGUGGGGCAGCCGCAGUGCCGUCCGGCACACACCCCUGCCGCAGCAGCACCACGUCAGCAAGGCCGUCCUGCUCUGCCUGGCACACCUGGGGGAGCCGGAGCUGAGGGACAGCCGGGAGGAGCUGCUGGUGAGCGUCAUGGCUGGCGUGAAGAGCCGCCUGGACUGCAGCCUGCCCGCUGCCCGCCGCCUGGGCAUGAUCGUGGCCGAGGCCGCCACCGCCCGCCUGCACCCUGAGGGGCCGCCCCUGAGGUUCCAGUACGAAGAGGACGAGUGGAGCCGAGAGCUUCUGACCUUGGCUGCCCCCAGGCCUGUGGAGGACAGCGCCCUGGACUCUGGGCCGCCCACCUCCCCGGCCACUGCUGAGACCCCUGCUGGGGACAGUGAGGACAGCGGGGCGCCCCCAGCCCAGGCGCUGGGCUCUGGCUCUGAGCUGGACAGUGACGACGAGUUUGUUCCCUAUGACAUUUCGGGGGACAGAGAGCUGAGGAGCAACGCGGCGCUGGUUUACGUCCGCGACUGCCUGGAAGCCCUGACAGCGUCCGAGGACUGGGAGCGCUGGGAGGCCGCACUGCGCGCCCUGGAAGGCCUCGUGCGCCGGAACCCUGCCGCCACCCGCGAGGUGAGCAAGGAGCUGGCCGUUGUGCUGCUGCACUUGGAGGAGAAGACCUGUGUGGCAGGGUUCGAGGGGCUGCGGCGGGGAGCCCUGGUGGCCGUCACCGUCACGGACCCCGCGCGGGUGGCGGAGUACCUCGCCCUGCAGUUCCACGGCCUCAACUACAGCCUCCGGCAGCGCAUGGACAUCCUGGACGUCCUGGCGCUGUCAGCGCAGGAGCUGGCCCGGCCCAGGCAACUUGGGAAGGCCGCCCCACGAGGGGCUCCCAGCCCCAGCAGCCGCGAUGUGCCGCCACCCGCUGUCCAGCUCUCCGGCACCGCAGCUCCGGACUGGCGCCAGGUCGUGGAGCAGCGGAUCGAGAGCAAGACCCGGCGGUUCACCAAGGGGUCCCCGAGGUUGGAGCCGGCCUGUGGCCCCAACGAAUUCGGCCCCGUGGCCGGCUACUUCUUCUUCCCGCUCAUCCGAUGCUUUGACAGGCCUCAGGCGACCUUCGACCUCCUGGGGGACGACCAGCUGGUUCUCGGAAAACUGCUGCACACCUUGGCGUCCCUGAUGCACCUGGCUGUCCGCACGCCCGUGGCCGUGCCCAUGGGGAAGGCCCUGCUGGAGCUCGUGUGGACGCUGCGUUUCCACAGCGACGCCUACGUGCGCCAGGGCCUGCUGUGCGCCGUCUCCGCCGUCCUCCUGGGCCUGCCUGCGGAGCGGCUGCUCGGGGACCUGCCGGAGGAGCUCCUGGAGGCCCGGCCCUGGCUGGCAGACGUGGCCGAGAGCGACCCGGACGAGGACUGCCGGGGGCUGGCGGUGCAGGCACUGCUGCUGCUGGAGAAGCUCAAGGCUGCGCUCCUCCCACUGCCCUCCCCGUAGCCCCGCGGGCCAAGCUCAGGGCCCGGGAGUGGCCCCGGCAACACCUGCUCAGAGCCUGGCAGGCCGAGGACCCCGGGCCUCCCCCCUCGGAGCAGCCGCUGCAGGGUCGUGGCCUCUCACGAGUGUCCGCGCUAGACCGAGUGCUGCCACUGGGCUAACCCCCAGGCCUGUGGUGUUGGGGCUGGGAUGGGGUGCUCUGAGCCCCCAGUGUGCACCUGCCACGGGGGCUGCCUCCGCCCGCGAGUCAAGCACAGCCCAAAGGAGGGGCAGAGCCGUGGUCCCCCAGCCCCGGGCCUCCCUCUGCCCUCACCAGGGCAGGGGCCUGAGCUCUGAAGUUUCCGAAGGGGAGUUGGGAGAGGGCUGCUGACAAAAUAAACUUUAUUUUAUUUUA